Molecule: messenger RNA, 2321 nt
Organism: Meleagris gallopavo (turkey)
Lineage: Eukaryota; Metazoa; Chordata; Aves; Galliformes; Phasianidae
Gene: TERF1
Product: telomeric repeat binding factor 1
Biological process (GO): negative regulation of telomeric D-loop disassembly; telomere maintenance via telomerase; negative regulation of DNA replication
Cellular component (GO): chromosome, telomeric region; nuclear telomere cap complex; nucleus
Molecular function (GO): telomerase activity; ankyrin repeat binding; protein homodimerization activity
Source: RefSeq, a predicted model, not a curated record
GAGCGGAGGGACCGUUGGUAGGGCGGGGGGAGCAGUGGCGCCCAGAUUGAAAAUGUCGGAAGCGGGGAAGGAGCGGGAAGGUGGUUUGGUUCCCUUCGUGCCUUCAGCGUUGGUGGAGGCUGUGGCUGCGGAUUGGGUGCUGGAAUUCAGCUGCUGCUGCCUGUGCCGGCAUUUCGUGGAGGAGUGCGGGGCCGAAUUCGGGCGGUGGAGGGACGUGGCUCAGGCUGUUUCUAAUGGCUUCUCCAAAGUAACAACACAUCAGAAAAAAAUGGUGUACCUCUGUCAGCUUCUAAUAAGAAUUGCAGAAGGAAAAAGACUUGAAUGCCAAUUCGAAAACGAUACAAGAAUUUCACCUUUGGAGUCUGCUCUGUCUUUUUGGACUUUACUUGAAAGGGAGGAAAGUAAACUAAAUACACUUCAUGAAGAAAUUCGUCGCUUGAUUCAAAUUCAGGUUGUAGCAGUCUAUAUGGAAAAAGGAUAUUAUAAGGAGGCUGCUGAAGUUCUUGAAAGGCUGUUCACAGACUCAGAAUCACAUAAGCCUUUAAGGAUGAAGCUGGCAGCCAUAGUCAAAAGCAAGGAUCCAUAUGUUCCCCUUCUCCAGAGCUUCAGUUACAAUCUUUUGUUAAGCAAAGUCAAGUCUUACGUUGAACUUUUCCUGAAAGAAAAUGGAACUAACUUCUUACUACAGGCAGCUACAAAACAAGUGGAAUCUAAAGGAGGGGAAGUAAGAGUGUUGCAAAACAAAACCUUGAAUGUCAAGGAAGAGAAAGAAAAUAAUUUGGAAGCAAAACAAAGGCCUUCUUCAAAAGAGAGAUGCAGAACAAGCAAUGUUCAGAGGCUGAAAGUCUUGAAAAAUGUAGACGAACGUGGAGAUGAUUUGCCUUGUGGUCGAAGAAGACAGCCAUGGACUUAUGAAGAAGAUAAGAAACUGAAAUCAGGAGUAAGAGAGUUUGGAGUGGGCAACUGGGCUAAAAUUCUGAUCCAUGGUGACUUCAACAACCGAACUAGUGUCAUGUUGAAAGAUCGGUGGAGAACACUGUGCAAGAUCAAGUAAGAAUACUUUGGACAUAGCAUUUGAUUAUUCCUGUGCUUUCCCUACAUAAGGAGCUAGUCUAGCUGUUCAGAAUGAUGAAUUCAUAGUCUCAAGAGUAUCCAAAAACAUUGUUCUAAAACAUGAAAAAGGUGUAAUAAAAUUUAGCCUUCUGUCUGCAUGCAAGAGGUAGGUUAAUUUAUGCAAUGUGGAAAUGCUUAGGGUGAUUACGUAGGCAGGAGUCUUAAGUGGCAACGUAUCGACUUUAUAGAUGCUCUUAAUAAAAAGUCAAGUGCUCUGUGUUUUUAAAGGGUUUUAUCAGGGCAAGGUUUUAUAUGCAGUCAGAUAGAACUCUUUAUCGUUUUGUAUUCUACUAUAGUCUAUACUUAUCUGAUUUAUUUCACUUUGAACUUUGGGUUUGACUUGUUAUCUCUUUCAGCAGGUUAAACAAAAAAUAAGUAUGUCAUUGCUAAUUUAACAAAUUACAUUUUUAACUUUAGCAAAAAAAGGAAUAUCUAUGUACAUUUAUAUUUACAAGUAGUAAAAGUGCUACAUGUGUACUGGAGAGAAAAUAUGGGAUUUUUUUUAUUUUUGAAUCAAUCUUAAGUUCUAGGAAAUAACUUUGAAAUUAUUUAUGUUGGCAUAAUAACAGUUCUUACCUUGCAGAAGAUAGUGGAAAAGAUGUGAGAAGUGAUAACAUGAUGCUAGCUCUUAACAUCUUUUGAUUGUCUUAUGCCAUCUACCUUGUCUUGAGGAGUGGCAUUAUUCUAGACCAGCAGGAAAGGGAAAGCUCCUUUCCUGAGCAGCCCAAGUGGGGCUCUGUUUUGGCAGCGACAGCACAGACCAUGAAAAAUGUUUCAUCUGUUCUCUGUUGUCUCUGCAGUGCUAGCAAGCAAAGACACCCUAUUCUGGUUAGCUAGCCACAUAAAGGUUUCAGUUGAUCACUGUAAACAUUCUGCUCACGAGAGACUCUGAGAUGUUUCAGAUUGUAUGGAAGACAAUCCCAGAACCUCAAAAAACACAUAUGCUUUCCACUAUCGUACUGGUGUGAAUCUAGAUACCAGGUACUGUAGCAUUCUUACAGGGCUUCUUGCAUUAAGAUUAAAUAGUGAUGUACCAUUACAAAGGUUUGUCCUAUUCUGAAUGCAUACAGGACCUCAAACAGAUCACCUAAUUCCUGCCAACUGAUGCAACAUUUCUUCUUACAACUGUGGUAAGCAGUUGCUGUAAGGUUCCACAGAGAUGCGCCAUGUCUUAACAGUAAAUUUUCUCAGCCUUAAGGCAUCAUUUU